AAUAACUGAUUUUGUCUGUAUAUUAAAAUAUUUUUGGUAAUUAGGUAGGUAGGAUUUACAAACUAAAAAUCAUUCAAUAUCAUAGCGUAAAAUUAAUAUUAUGUCUGGUUGUUUUCAUUAUACCAGCCCAGUAUAAGCUGUCGAUUCGUAAAGACUACUGGGAUGACUUUUAGGAAACAGUGGAAAACACUUUAUAAGCAUACUAUAAAUUUAAUACUAUUAGAAGUUAUCGAAGAAGUUAAUAUUGAGUUGAAAAUAAAAGACUGUGUUAGAAAUUGGAUUAGGGAAAGAGAUGAGAACGGGGGAGGGGGUCGGCAAUAUUAUUGAAACAACUAAAUGUGGAAGAUUCGGGGUAAUAUAGAAUGGUAGUGAGGAUGUGUGCCAAAAAUUUUGACGAACUUAUCAUUAUUAUUUAAUAAUAAUAAUAUUCAACGUAACAAUACGUUAUUAAGGGAUCCUAUGCACGCAAAACCAAAAUCUAUAUAGAAGUCCGCCGCAGUCAGCCAGGAAGCAACAAUAACAUCGACAUGUUGUUGUUGUUUGCUAACGUUCAGGGUUUGUUGACCAAACUACACAUAUUAUCAGAAAUCAGAAUGCAGGCGGCGACUUUUGCAAACGAAAGUGGUCCUGGCGGGCGCCUGCACUAAUACAUUCGUGCAGCGCAGCGGCCGCCGGCGACGCGGGCCGCGGCACUCGGCGAGCACUAAGCAGCAUAGCAUAGCCGACAGCAGUGCAUCGCCGCCGCCCGCGGGGAAAGGACGUGUCGUUCGAUAUCGACUCUCGCUCCCACGUGCUUCUCGAUCUUCGCGGAGGAAAUGUUUACAUCCCGAUCUGUGCUUCGUCUGGUUUACGAAAACAAUAAAUUUAGAUCCAAUUCUAUUAAGUGAAAUAAUUAACACGAGCGAUCAGAAUUGGCCGAAGGAAGUGUUGUGAUUAUUUUAAAUAGGGUGGAAAGUGAAACGUUUGACGGUAAUAUGCGGUGAGAGUGUCGCCAUGCUCCGAGCGCUGCUGGUGCUAGGCGCGGUGAGCGCGGCCGCGGGCGCAAAGCUCGCACCGCUCGACGUGCCGCGCUGCUGCCCCGCCGGCCAGAGCCUCUCGCCUGAGGCGUUGCGGGCCGCCGCGCUCGAGCCCGCACGCGCCGCCGCCGCCUGCGCGCCGCCAGCACCCGGCGCGCCCGCCUGGGCCCCGCUCGUGUACGCGCCCGCUCGUAACACUUUCCUAGAGCGCGGCCGCCUACCGCAGCAUUGGCGGACGCUGGACGCGGCGCUUCCGAGCUGUGCCGCGCUGCGCGUGCUGCCCGAACACGCCGCGCCCUACGCCCUGCUAGCUAACAACGGCUCGCUGCUGCUGCGCGGCACCACGCACGCCCUGCCGCCGGCGCGCUAUUGCGCGGACGAGGGCGGCGCGCUCGUCUGCGAGGAGGACGUACCGCGCGGCCCGACCAAGUGUUGCGCCGAGGGUCAGGGCUUCGACGGUGCGCAUUGCGCGGACGAGCCGGGCGCGGAGGCUGAGGGACCGGCGGCCGUGCUGGAGGAGCUUCGCGCACUCGCCAACGGCAGCGACGUGGGCUUCGGCUGGCCGGCGUGCGCGGAGGGAUCGCGGUAUGCGGUGGCAGGCGCGCUGGGUGGGGCGCGGCUGGAGACGGGCGGCGCGCUGCGGCUGCGGGCGGCGGGCGGCUGGGCGCGCUUGGCGGGCGGCGCGUGGUGCGCGGAAUCGGUGCAAGGCGCGUCGGGCGCGCGCGUGCUAGCUUGCGAGGCGGCGGCGCGCGCGGUGGGUGGCGGGCCGGCGCACCACGCGCUGUACGGCGCGGGGCUGGCCGUAGGUGCGGCGUUCCUGGCGGCCACGCUGGCGGCGAGCUUUGCGCUACCGGCGGCACACCACGCGCUGCACUGGCGAUGCCAGACUCACUAUGUGGCGGCGCUCAUGCUGGGUGAUGUGCUGCUGGCCGCGACGCAAUUGGCGGGGGAUCGCGUGCCGCCUGCUGUGUGCCGCGCGCUCGCCGUGUGUAUGCACUUCCUGUUCCUCUCGGCGUUCUUCUGGCUCAACACAAUGUGCUUUAACAUUUGGUGGACUUUCAGGGACUUCCGGCCCACGUCGCUGGAGCGCGGACAGGAGGCGUGCCGGCUGCGCGUGUACCAGGUGUACGCGUGGGGCGCGCCGCUGGCGCUGGCGGGCGCGGGCGCGCUGCUGGACCGGCUGCCGGCGGCUGCGGCGGCGGGCUAUCUGCGCCCGCGCUUCGCCGUGCGCCGCUGUUGGUUCUACGGCGACGCCGAGGUGCUCGUCUACUUCUUCGGCCCGGUGGGCGUGCUGCUGCUCGUCAACCUGGCACUCUUCGUGUCCACCACGCGCCAACUCACCUGUGGCCUCUGGCGCCGCGACGAGGUCAAGUCCACAUCCGAGAGGGCGGCGCUGGGCCGCGUGUGCGCCAAGCUGGUGGUGGUGAUGGGCGUGACGUGGGUGGCCGACGUGGUGUCGUGGGCGGCGGGCGGGCCGGCCUACCUCUGGUACGCCACCGACCUGCUGAACGCGCUGCAGGGCCUCUUCAUCUUCCUGGUGGCGGGCUGCCAGCCGCACGCGUGGGCGGCCGCCAAGCGCGCGGCGGCGGCGCUGUGCGCGCGACGUGGCCGACACGCGCGCCACGCCGCGCACUCCUCCUCGCACCUGCCCUCCUGCGGGGAGUCACUCACGCACACCACAGCCGCGCCCGCGCCGCAGCCGACCGUCUAUAAUGAAGUGAACGUAAACGACAUGAACGUCUCGGCCGUUCUAUUGGCUGUUAGUUUAACGACAAACAGUGACAAGUGA
This is a messenger RNA of Papilio machaon (common yellow swallowtail), 2805 nucleotides long. RefSeq names its product probable G-protein coupled receptor Mth-like 1 (gene mthl1). The transcript is spliced from 5 exons. Gene Ontology annotation, cellular component: membrane. Gene Ontology annotation, molecular function: G protein-coupled receptor activity. The record is from RefSeq and is a predicted model, not a curated record. Bases 994 to 2805 code for a protein of 603 amino acids. Gene Ontology annotation, biological process: cell surface receptor signaling pathway; G protein-coupled receptor signaling pathway. NCBI's taxonomy places the organism in Eukaryota, Metazoa, Arthropoda, Insecta, Lepidoptera, Papilionidae.